Molecule: messenger RNA, 986 nt
Organism: Vespa crabro (European hornet)
Lineage: Eukaryota; Metazoa; Arthropoda; Insecta; Hymenoptera; Vespidae
Gene: Pex14
Product: peroxisomal membrane protein PEX14
Exons: 4
Coding region: 184-963 (259 amino acids)
Biological process (GO): protein import into peroxisome matrix, docking
Cellular component (GO): peroxisomal membrane; peroxisomal importomer complex
Molecular function (GO): signaling receptor binding
Source: RefSeq, a predicted model, not a curated record
AAAUUGUCAUCAAAUACGUAUUAUACUUUUUUGAGGCGUUUCCACGGUAUUCAUGAAUAUUUAUAAAUAUCAUCUCUGGUAAUUUGGUACCACUUACUUAUUACCAUAAAACACGAUUUCAAUAUCCUCCGUAUAAUAAAUAAUACAAAGUUAUAUUAAGAAUAUGAACUAUUGUCUGACAGAAUGACUGGUCAAGAUAUAUCUGAUGUUAAUAAUUCUUCCCUGCGUGAAGAUUUAGUAAAAGCGGCAGUACAAUUUUUUCAACAUCCUAAAGUUUCAAGAACUCCAUUCAAUAAAAAGCAAGAAUUUCUUAAAAGAAAAGGUUUAACAGAAGAAGAAAUUAAAAGAGCUUGCGAGUUAGUCGGUGUUAAUAUUAAUGAGGAAAGGAAAUUCGAUAAUCAAAAUGAAUACACAACGAUAUCAAUACCAGAUAAUAGACCUCCUUAUCCAUACUUCCAAAUGCUAUCCUCUCAGUCCACAUUAUUACAAAAAAUUAAAGAAUUUUUUAAUGUCACCGCUGUGAUCGGAGCUACAUUGUAUUGUGUUUAUUGGUUUUAUAAGGAAUUUAUUAAACCAUUUUUAUAUGGUCGUAAGAAAAAAGAUAGUAUAACAGAUUCUGUUACUGAAAUGGAUAAGGCAAUCCAAAGUUCUAUAAAAGAGAUGAAAGAUUCAAUUUCGAAGGUGGAGAUUGAUGUAAAAAGAUUAUCACAAAAUCAAUCGAUCGACAUAGCAAUUCCACAGCUUGUACAAGAACUGAAACAAGAACUAUCUAGUCUAAAAGCACUCCUUCUGUCAAGAAAACAGUUUCCCAGUGCUCCAGCAUCUAUUCCAUCAUGGCAAUUAGGCACAAGUACAGUUCAAGAAAAAGCAACAGAAAGAGAAGAUGAUGCUGGAAGUGGAAGUAGCACUAAUAAUUCAGAUAGUUCUUUGGAAAUUGUACGAGACGAUCCACCUAAAGAUUAAAUAUAAAACAAACAAAUAAAUUA